Haliotis rubra (blacklip abalone) is the source of this 1443-nucleotide messenger RNA. RefSeq names its product glycoprotein-N-acetylgalactosamine 3-beta-galactosyltransferase 1-like. The record is from RefSeq and is a predicted model, not a curated record. Gene Ontology annotation, molecular function: N-acetylgalactosaminide beta-1,3-galactosyltransferase activity. The coding region runs from base 1 to 1443 and encodes 480 amino acids. Gene Ontology annotation, cellular component: membrane. The transcript is spliced from 3 exons. NCBI's taxonomy places the organism in Eukaryota, Metazoa, Mollusca, Gastropoda, Lepetellida, Haliotidae.
AUGCUUGUAACCAAAGUCUUCUUUGCUAACCAUGGCAAACCCAAUGACAGUCGAGUACUUCACAUCACAGGAAGGAGGACAGCAGAUACUACUAGAUACAGGUUACAGGUACAGACUCAACAACCGACGACAGACCUGCGUACACUGGAAGUGUGUUCAUGGAGGCUGCCUUGGUGUAAGUUUACCACUGUCGGACAGUUUGUUCGAAAUCAGUCCCCACACAACCAUCCACAGGAAGAUCAAGCGGCUCUGAAGAUUGCCAGUGCUCUGCGGCGACGGGUACAGACUGAGUUAAUGCCAGUACCGACCAUCUACGACGAGGAGAUUUCAAGACUGGACCGAGAUGAAGCAGCGACCGUCAAGUCCUUCUAUUCAGUGAAGAGUGGACUCUACAAGCAGAGACGAAAGACGAUGCCGCUCAGCGAGGUGAAUCUACCAGACUGCUUCAAGGAAACUUCUGAUAGACUGCCCUUCCUUUGCAUAGACGACGGAGACGACGACAGGAUCAUCUGCUUCGCCACAAGUGACCGCCUGACCCUCCUACAAGUAGUCGGCACCCUCUACAUGGACGGCACGUUCUACUCUGUCUGCUGCCCAACCGCCCACGCCGCACCUGAGCGACAAGAUAAUGAUGCCAUAUCCAAGGCUCUAUAUCAAAAGGAGCGAGUGCUCUGCUGGAUUAUGACGUCACCAAAGAACCUGGAUGUUAAAACACGUGUCGUUCGUGACACGUGGAGUAGGCGCUGCAACAAAGUCCUCUUCAUGAGCUCUGUGACAGAUCCAAAGUUUCCUACAAUCGGAUUAAACGUGACGGAAGGGCGGGAGCAUCUGACGGCCAAAACGAUGCAGGCUUUCCGCUACAUUUACGAAAACCACUUUGAUGAUGCUGACUGGUUCAUGAAAGCUGACGAUGACACAUAUGUUAUUUUAGAAAAUCUCCGAUACUUUCUGACGUCCCAAAACAAAUCCGAACCUGUAUUUUUUGGCCAUCAUUUCAAGGUAAAUGUCAAACAAGGGUACUACAGUGGCGGAGGAGGGUAUGUGCUGAGUAAGGAGGCGUUGAGGAGAUAUGGGGAGAAGGGACACGAUCCUAAACUGUGCAGGCCUGAUGGUGGUGCAGAAGAUGUAGCGUUCGGCAGAUGUAUGGAGAACCUGGGAGUGAGGACAGUCAACACAACAGACGCUCUCGGGAGGAGCAGAUUCCACUGUUUUAAGCCAGAGGCACACGUGAUGGGUGUAUACCCAGAGUGGUUUUACAAGUACGAUGCAAAUGGUGCUAAGAAGGGUAUAGACAGCAUCUCCGACUACGCCAUAACCUUCCACUACGUGCCCCCAAAGACGAUGUACGCUCUGGAGUUUUACAUCUACCACUUACGACCGUAUGGCAUUGUGUCCGGCACCCAGGAGUUCAAUAGACAUGUCAAGGUGAAACGAGAAUCUUAG